Fusarium graminearum PH-1 is the source of this 1512-nucleotide messenger RNA. RefSeq lists its product as uncharacterized. Bases 199 to 1203 code for a protein of 334 amino acids. NCBI's taxonomy places the organism in Eukaryota, Fungi, Ascomycota, Sordariomycetes, Hypocreales, Nectriaceae. The transcript has a single exon. The record is from RefSeq and is a predicted model, not a curated record.
GCUUCAUCCUCUACCAAGCUGUCAUCUCAACACUCACCACUUGUUAUUGACAACAUCAUCUACAACCGUCGUCGUCACAGCUCCAACACCGCUUCUCAACAGACUCCUCUACAAACAAACUACAACUUACCUCCGGUUAUCAUCCAAGAGGAUCCCCCUCUGCGCAAUCAGCGCCCUCGACAACACAGCACCGACACAAUGUGCACCACAAACAUCUACACAUACGUCCGCCCUGACGGACGUCGCGAGCAGUACUCCCAGCCUACUCUCUGCGCAAACUCUCGUCACAACCAAGUCUGCGCCCAGAACUACCGCCUGGACCAUCCUCCCACAUACGUUUCUGCUUAUGAUGCUCCCACAUUCUCUUACACCUCACAACUGCCUCCUACUCCCCAGUACAGCCCUGCGCCCUCGACACCGUCAGGCUCGCACCGCUCUGGAGACGAGUCAGACCGCUCCUACUCUAGCUCCAACAGCAAGAAGGAUCGUUCAUCAGGUGUUUACGUCAACGGUCAAAAGGUCUACGACCUGAACCGCAAGCGUCGAGGAUCUCGACACCACCAGGAGCGCAUUGUCCUUGUCGACAGCCCUGCUUCCCCUCGCACUCCUCCCCAGCAAUGGUCCGCUCCUGCUUCUCCCAACGGAAACACCUACAUGGUCGACUCAUCCCGGGACCCCAACCACCGCCGCCCCGUCAUCAUCGAUGAGCGAACUCUCCAGCCUGAGCGUCGUGUCCAGAUCGAGGUCGUCGACAACCACCACCACCGCUCCAAGCACCACCGCCACGCCUCCAGCAGCUCCAAGGAAAGCCGCAACUCCAACGAAGACGAGGAGCGACGCCGCCGCCGCCACGAGGAGAAGCGACAGCAGGAGAAGGAGAAGCUUCUCCAGAAGCGCAUCGCCGAAGCCAACCAGGCCAUCGCCAGCCGUCCCGUCGCCGCUGCCCCUCUGGCUCCCAAGCGCUCAGCUACCUACAAGCGUCCAUCUGUCGAGAUCCCCGUUGAUCAGAUGCGCCGCCUGAGCUUUGAGGAGGAGCGCCGUGACGACAAGGCCCGUCGCCUUGCUCGCCGCGAGGAGAAGAAGGAAGAGGAGGCACAGCGCGAGCGUCUCCGCGAGCGCAUGCAGCCCAAGCGACGACUGACUGUCGGAGCUGAUACCAGACGCCCAACAGACAUCUACGAGCCCGUGUACCGCUACCAAUGAGCGAUGAAUGUUCUCUGAACGUGUACUAUUGUUUUGUUUCUUUCUUUCUGUCUUGUAUCAACUGUUUCAACUAUUGGAUAUCUUUCUUUUGUUUUAAGCGAAGUUUAGCGAUUUGAUUUACGAUUUGGAUUUGGAUUUGGAUUUGGAUUCGGAUUAGACUUGAGGGAAAACAUCUCUGUGUAUAUUUUUUCUUACUUUUGGAUAACAGUACGGGCGAUAAGCAAGCCAGUUUUUAAAGGACUACAGGACACUUAGCUAGAUGCAAGACAACAAAACAAGACAAAAAAAGGAAUCCGGAUUGGAUUUUGA